This is a messenger RNA of Mastomys coucha (southern multimammate mouse), 2547 nucleotides long. It is a transcript of the gene Trit1, whose product is annotated as tRNA isopentenyltransferase 1. Gene Ontology annotation, molecular function: ATP binding; nucleic acid binding; tRNA dimethylallyltransferase activity. The transcript is spliced from 11 exons. The record is from RefSeq and is a predicted model, not a curated record. NCBI's taxonomy places the organism in Eukaryota, Metazoa, Chordata, Mammalia, Rodentia, Muridae. Gene Ontology annotation, biological process: tRNA modification. The coding region runs from base 714 to 1889 and encodes 391 amino acids. Gene Ontology annotation, cellular component: mitochondrion.
CCCCUGAGCUCUCUUAUUAUUGUCAAAAUAUGAUUUCUUCAGAGUAAAGCUUGUUAUCACAUUCUUUUUUUCUUUUUUAGAUAGGUUCUUUAACCCAGGCAGGUUUUGAAUUCCUUAUGGAGUCUAGGAUGACCUUGAACUUCUGUUCUCCUGCCUUAGAGUGCUGUGAUAAUAGGCAUGCAUGGACCUCUUUCAUGAUAGGCCAGUGCUCUAUCAGCUGAUCUCCCUCACAGUCAUUUCUGUGCAUUGCCAUCACAGGCUCCCAUGGGAAAUGGAGCAGAGAAGCUAGCUGUCUUUGAGAGAUUCCUUUUUAGCUCUUCUAGCUUCCAGACUGUUCUAUUAAGUAGAAGCACACUGAAACUAUCUAAAGCUGUGUUUGAGGAUGUAUGCAAGGCAUUCAGCCACAAGUCUAAUUUGACUUGGUGAAAAAGGUCCUAGACAUAAAUAAAUAAUAAAAUUGUAAGCAUGGCUGAAGUAUCUGAGAUAUGGAUGUCACCUAACCCUGGGCCCAAAAUAGCAUUUUACAAAAUGACUUGUUUCUGGGUUUUGUUAUUAUUUUAUUUUUGUUUCUGUUUUUCUCUGUAGUAUUAAGGAUUGAACCCAGGAUGUGCUAGACAAGUGCUUGCUUCCCACUGAGCUAUGCCUUCAGCUCCCUAUAGGUCUAUGAAGGGCUAGAUAUCAUCACCAAUAAGGUCUCUGCCCAAGAGCAGAAGAUGUGCCAGCACCACAUGCUGAGCUUUGUGGAUCCACUUGUGACCAGCUACACCGUGGUGGACUUUAGGAACAAAGCAACUGCUCUGAUUGAAGAUAUUUUUGCUCGAGACAAAAUUCCCAUUGUGGUGGGAGGAACCAAUUAUUACAUUGAGUCUCUGCUCUGGAAAGUUCUUGUUACUACCAAGCCCCAGGAGAUGGGCACCGGGAAAGAGGUGGAUCGGAAAGUAGAGCUUGAAAAGGAAGAUGGUCAUGAACUCCAUAAACGGCUAAGCCAGGUGGACCCAGAAAUGGCCGCCAAGCUACACCCACAUGACAAACGCAAAGUGGCCAGGAGCUUGCAAGUGUUUGAAGAGACAGGAAUCUCUCACAGUGAAUUCCUUCAUCGUCAACACGCAGAGGAAGGCGGUGGUCCUCUCGGAGGCCCUCUCAAGUUCCCUAACCCCUGCAUCCUCUGGCUCCAUGCUGACCAGGCAGUUCUAGACGAGCGCUUGGAUAAGAGAGUGGAUGACAUGCUUGCUGCCGGACUCUUGGAAGAGCUGAGAGAUUUUCACAGACGCUAUAAUCUUAAGAACGUUUCAGAAAAUAGCCAGGACUAUCAACAUGGUAUCUUCCAGUCAAUUGGCUUCAAGGAAUUUCACGAGUUCCUGACCACUGAGGGGAAAUGCACACCAGAGACUAGUAGCCAGCUUCUAAAGAAAGGUGUUGAGGCUCUGAAACAAGUAACUAAGAGAUAUGCCCGGAAACAGAACCGAUGGGUUAAAAACCGCUUUUUGAGCAGACCUGGUCCCAGUGUUCCCCCGGUAUAUGGCUUAGAAGUAUCUGAUGUUUCCAAGUGGGAGGAGUCUGUUCUGGAACCUGCUCUCAAUAUAGUACAAAGUUUCAUCCAGGGUCACAAACCUACAGCCACUCCAGUGAAGAUGCCAUACAAUGAAAGUGAGAACAAGAGAAGUUACCACAUGUGUGACCUUUGUGACCGGAUCAUCAUUGGGGACCGGGAGUGGGCAGCACAUAUAAAAUCCAAAUCUCACUUGAACCAACUGAAGAAAAGAAGAAAGUUGGACUUAGACGCUGUCAGUGCCAUAGGAAGCCAAAGUAAUUCCCUAGACUGUGACCCGGAACACAGAGAGGGGGAAUCCUCAGGGCAGCAGGAUCAAGAGCUGAAUGCCAGUGUGUGAGAGACAUGCCUAGUGGCCUUUGCAGAGAUGUGGGGAUCAAGUCCAGGAGGGAGGGAAGUGUUGCUCUCCCACGCCUGGACUGAGGAACGCUGGGCAGAAGGCCCCACCAUCUUCUUUCAUUCUGUGCUGUGGUCUGCAGUGGAAACAGCAGGCCUUUCUGUUCCUUGUGUGCCUGUUGUGUCUGGUAAUGAUUGUAGUUCAGAGUGGGAUUUUUUUUCUUUGAACCUUAAAGGUUUUAUUUUAGAAAGAGGCACAGAUUGCACAUUUUCUACUUGAGGAUCCUUUUUAGUGGUGAAUACCAAGAUUCAGUACAUCCUUUAAAAGAGAGUUCUUGUCCCUGGCGCUGGCUAAAAAUAUCUCAUUUCCAGAUGCUUUUGUAGAUGACUGAAGUAUUGUAAGUCACAGUCAGGAGUUCUGGACUUGAGAACGGCAGGAAGGAGUGGCCCAGAGAGAUGAUUAAGCGAGUUUCCUAGCUCUGUGAAUCUACAGAAGAGGGGGUCGGGCUGAGGUGGUUGUGACCUGGAUCUUGAAGACUAAAGAAAGAAUCUGACUGAGCCUGUUGAGCUGCUCCUAUGCACGGUGGCUGUCAUUGCUGUUCAGCUAAGGCAGAAAUCUGUAGAUUCUUUUGAAAUGUAAAUAAAAAGAUUUGUAAAAGCCC